This is a messenger RNA of Trichoderma aggressivum f. europaeum, 579 nucleotides long. RefSeq lists its product as uncharacterized. Gene Ontology annotation, molecular function: glutaminyl-tRNA synthase (glutamine-hydrolyzing) activity. The record is from RefSeq and is a predicted model, not a curated record. NCBI's taxonomy places the organism in Eukaryota, Fungi, Ascomycota, Sordariomycetes, Hypocreales, Hypocreaceae. The coding region runs from base 1 to 579 and encodes 192 amino acids. The transcript has a single exon. Gene Ontology annotation, biological process: regulation of translational fidelity; glutaminyl-tRNAGln biosynthesis via transamidation.
AUGUCUCUCUGCGCCAGAUGCCGUCUAUCAUGCCUCAGGCAAAACCUUCGUCCCAGGCAAAUAACAGCCACAGCCUCUCUAUCAACCAAGUCCUCACCAUCCUCAACAGCUCACGAGAUCCUCUCCAAGCCAACCUGGUCCGUCAGCUCCCUACUUCCAUCUGAAUCACACUCCGCACCAGAAGUCAUCACUCCCUCUCAAUUGCACCAUCUGCUGCGUCUAUCUGCGCUCCCCUUGCCCAAAACCCCAGCCGAGGAGCAGUCCAUGAUUGCGACGCUGCAGAGCCAGCUACAGUUUGCGCGGGCAGUGCAGAGAGUCGACACCAAGGGAGUGGAGCCUCUUCGAGCUAUUAGGGAUGAGACAGAAGCUGCAGUCAAAGAAAUAACCAUUGGAUUGCAAGACUUAGAGGAGGUGUUGGCGCAAGAGACCCUUGUCGGCCAUUAUCAAAGACCCAGGAGGGUCAAGGAGCGCAUUGAAUCCGACGCUGAGAACUGGGAUGUACUGGCAACGGCAUCAAGAACAGCUGGGAAAUACUUUGUUGUCGAGAGUGGGAAGAAAGCUGAAGCUGGGGAACCAUGA